This is a messenger RNA of Pocillopora verrucosa, 1981 nucleotides long. RefSeq names its product T-complex protein 1 subunit delta-like. Gene Ontology annotation, molecular function: ATP binding; ATP-dependent protein folding chaperone; ATP hydrolysis activity. Gene Ontology annotation, biological process: protein folding. Lineage: Eukaryota; Metazoa; Cnidaria; Anthozoa; Scleractinia; Pocilloporidae. Gene Ontology annotation, cellular component: chaperonin-containing T-complex. The record is from RefSeq and is a predicted model, not a curated record.
GCUCUUUUCAGCUGGUGUGGCUCUCUUUAGCGCAAGCAUUAGGGUUUUCCUAUACAAUCCGUUUUCAUCGUCUUGCUACAGAACUUGAUUGUAAAGUUUACACGUUAAAGAGUAAGGAUAUUAAUUGAGGAAUUUAUUCACAAUGCCUGAGGCGAAGACAAACGCUGGAGAUGGAAAUAAACAAGGUGCUUUCAAAGACAAGGAUAAGCCCACCGAGAUUCGUAUGAGUAACAUCACAGCAGCAAAAGCUGUUGCAGAUGCGAUCAGAACAAGUCUUGGGCCUAAAGGGAUGGACAAAAUGAUCCAAAGUGGAAAUGGUGAUGUAACAAUCACCAAUGAUGGUGCCACAAUUUUGAAGCAAAUGCAGGUGUUGCACCCAGCUGCAAGAAUGCUGGUAGAGUUGUCUAAAGCACAAGACAUAGAGGCUGGAGAUGGUACAACAACUGUAGUAGUGAUUGCUGGAAGCUUACUCAGUGCUAGUGCUAAACUACUGGAGAAAGGAAUUCACCCCACCACUGUAUCUGAAUCUUUUGAGAAGGCAGCUGCUAAGGCAGUGGAAAUACUGACAACCAUGUCCAUGCCAGUUGCUUUAAGUGACAGAGCAUCUCUACUGAAAAGUGCAAUGACAUCCCUCAGUUCUAAGGUUGUCUCUCAGUACUCAAAUCUUCUGGCACCAAUCACGGUUGAUGCUGUCCUGAGAGUCAUUGAUCCUGCAACAGCUGAAAAUGUUAACCUUAAAGAUAUCCGAGUUGUGCAGAAAUUAGGUGGCACAGUAGAUGAUACAGAGCUGGUGGAGGGUCUUGUUCUGGAACAAAAAAUCAGCCAUUUGGCUGGAGGAAUAUCACAAGUGGAGAAAGCCAAAAUUGGACUUAUACAGUUCUGUAUUUCUCCUCCAAAAACAGAUAUGGAAAAUCAAGUAAUAGUUAGUGACUACACACAGAUGGACAGGGUGUUACGGGAGGAACGUCAGUACAUCCUUGAUAUCUGCAAGAAAAUAAAAAAGGCAGGAUGUAAUGUUCUGCUCAUCCAAAAAUCUAUUCUAAGAGAUGCUGUCAGUGACCUAGCCCUCCAUUUCUUGAACAAAAUGAAGAUUCUUGUUGUUAGGGACAUAGAGAGAGAUGAAAUAGAAUUCAUAUGCAAGAGCUUAGGAUGUAAACCAAUUGCCAGUUUGGAUCACUUCACUCCAGAGAUGUUGGCAACUGCAGAGCUUGUGGAGGAAGUACCCCUGGGUACCAGCAAAGUAGUUAAGGUGACAGGGGUAACCAAUCCUGGUCGAACUGUCAGUAUAUUGGUGAGAGGAUCCAACAAGCUUGUCUUGGAAGAGGCUGAGCGAUCACUUCAUGAUGCUCUUUGUGUUGUGAGAUGCUUGGUUAAGAAGAGAGCUCUCAUAGCGGGAGGCGGAGCUCCAGAGAUCGAAGUGUCCAUCAAGCUGGCUGAACAUGCGCGCACGUUGACAGGAAUGGAGGCGUAUUGUGUCCGUGCAUUUGCAGAGGCGUUGGAAGUUAUCCCUUACACACUCUCCGAGAAUGCUGGUCUGAAUCCUAUUGCUACAGUCACGGAGCUAAGGAACAGGCAUGCAAAGGGCGAAACUACCGCAGGAAUAAACGUCAGGAAGGGCACAAUUACUAAUAUUCUAGAAGAGAACGUUCUGCAGCCGCUUCUCGUGUCAACCAGUGCCAUUCAGUUGGCAUCCGAGACAGUUCGUAGCAUUCUGAAGAUCGAUGACAUUGUAAAUACAAGAUAAAUGUCGAAGGAAAGAUAUCAUUAAGAAGCCAUGUGCCGCUGGGAUGCGAGCGCGUGUACAGGAGAAACUAAAAAGACCACAAACAGAUCGAAACCUACUCAAAAUAAACUGUUCAGCUUGAUAUGAACAAUUUGCACAGUGUUGAGUCACCAGUUUCUCCAUUAUGAAAUGGAGACAUUUGGCAACUGAAUUACUCAGAAUUCCUGGCUUUCAAUAUUAUUAAAGAGAGUGAAAUAC